AUGGGUGUGAGCGUGCAGAGUCCAAACUUUAUGCAAGAUAGACGAGGAGGUGCUGACGAUUUUGACGCACAGUCUAUCGGAACACUGUCUUCAUGUCCGGAAGACUUAGAGGAAAGAUUGGAGCCGCUCGCAUGGGUGACGUAUGCGUGCGAGAAUGCUACAUGGUUUAUGGCCUUUUCUUUGAUCGACAGCCUGAGCGCGAGACGGGCAGGGCCGUUGAGCUCAGACCAAGCCGCUGCAUGGUUCUUGCACGUGUAUGCAGCUCGCGCGCAGCCAAAUUGUCUACAUGAAGCGUUCGCUGCGUUGCCAUGGCAAGUCCGCGUGGCCGUGCUAGAGUCUCCAGUGCUGACAAGCAUGUGUCCUCUGCCACGCCGGGCCACGCUGCAUAUGCAAGGCCUCCUGGCGCGCGCAAGGUGUGAACAGCUCCCGAAGAUUAUGUGUUGCGCUUCAACCUUCUCCAAUCUGUACGGCUUUGUGUGGCCAAGAGCUUCUUUGAAGGAGUGUCUCCUUCGGCUGGGCAAAGAUGUGUGUGUGCAGUACCAUUGUGUGCAAACUCCGGCAGCUUGCAAUGCUCACUUCCACGCCUGCGGCUUUGUGCUGGCGACGUGGCCUUGUACGAAAGCAUAUCUGGCGGGCGAGUACGUUCUCAGCUGCAGAGGGGUGCAUUCCUCAGUCCGUGUGUCGGAGUCUACAGCAGAAUGGUAUUGCGGGCAUUUUUGGACGACGCUGCCCACGGCUGUCUGGAUGCAAAUGGCGGCUCUGGAGGAAGUUGCUCUUUGCCGUGUCGUUCGCUCGCAAAUGUCGCCGGACCGGUGCGGUGGUUCAUCUCACGCAGGCGGCGCUGACGGAACGGUGCCUGGCCUGCCAGCCAGUGGCUUCACAGUCAAGAAGUGGUGGGCAGACCUUAUUCUUUCUGGGCGUAAAACUUGGGAGAUCCGAGGUGAGGCAACCAAGAAAAGGUGUCGGGUCGCAGUCCUGGAGAAAGGUGAGACAUCAGGCACGGCCACAAUACGUGGCGAUGUGGACAUCGUCGACUGCGUCCUUGUGGGUCACUGGGACGGGCAGCAGUGGCAGGCACCAACGCGCCAGGAAGACUAUCUAUGGUCGGAUGAGAACAAAUGCAAGCAUUGCAUUCAGGACAUGGAGACUGUAAAGUACCGAAAUGCAUAUGCCUGGGUUCUGCAGACGGCCAAGAAGUACGAAAAGCCGGUCGAUUUUCAACGACCGCGUGGCCCCGUGACGUGGGUGAGACUUGACAACUUGAAGCCGGGCGAAGGCACGAGCGGGACUCCUGGUGGCCGCAGCCAUCGCAAGAUGACAGGAGGGAAAGGGUUCGUUGGUGUACUUCAGUCCUCCAUCCCACUUCCAGAAGAAGCUCGCAAGUGGUUGGGUCAAAAAUGCCACGCAGUCGAAACACUGGGGGACGGCGCGUGCGGGUUGCACGCAAUCUUCGGCGAGGAAGGCGUGACCGGGGCGUUGACGUGCAAGAACGCCCGCGAGUUGGCCCUGCAAGCCUUGGAAGCAGCGUUUGGUUCUGCGGACCCGGAGGCUGCACGCCUCAGAAGUACACUGUGGCGGGAAAUGGCGUGCCGCGGCAUGCAGGAAAGCGAUCUGCACCCAGAGGCCAAGCUAUUUUGGCGCGCUUUCGCAGACAAGUUUCCGGAUGCCGCAGUUAUGGCAAAGCAGGCAGCAGCUGAGGAAGCUGAUCUGUCGGUGCAGGCAACGUCGUGUCGUGAAGCUCUGAGUCGAGCCUGCAAACUUUUUUUUCUGCAAGCGUCUUCCAGUGUGUUCGAGAAGUUCUGCCGUGCCAUAGCGUACUGGACAACGGAGGGCCAAGAACCUUGUUUUCAGAUGCAAGCUGGGCAGUGCAUCGUCAAUGGCACCCAAAUGCAGCUGCCAGAAGGCGGCCCUCAGACGAAGCUGGAAGCCAUCCGACAUGAGGCGGAAGUUUUCGAUGCGUUGCGAGUCGCCGCAGUGUUAUUCGCAGAUGCGAGCCGGGUUGUCACGGUGUUGCAAGAGCUGUCAGGGGAAGCCGAACAUGCAGAAAACGUGGCUCGUGUUCUGCAAGAUUACCGACGUGUGGCCGAAAGAACCUCCAUGGAGCCCAUCGACUUCCAGCAACGUGCAGUUGCAGCUUAUCUAGCUGCGAUCCAGCAGAACACGUACUACUUCAGCAUCGAAGAACUGAAGAUCAUUUCCCGCCAGCUCGAAGCCAACAUCUUAAUCGCCAAGGAAGGUUCCUCGCAAGCUUUGACAGUGGAAGCCAUCGUUCAUUGCCAUCGUGAGCAAGAUUUCAAGACAAUCGUUUUGAGGCAGGCGGAAGGGCCAGGCCCAGUUCGCAGCCAUUUUGAACGCUUGCAGAUGUUGGAACCGGAGAGUGACAGCGAGUCAGACGCAGAGCAUGAACGGAAAGCUGGCGGAGAGAGUAGCAGAACAACUCCGACAAGCGGCUCGGACCGCUUUGAAGCAGAUGUGGAGAGAAUUCUGCAGGUUUUCGAGCGCGGGCAAGAUGCUGUGGCUGAACUAGCAGCUCUGCCGCACUACAGCCCGGAAGUGGAUGAGACGUCCUUUGAACAUCUGCGCGCGCGGCUUGUACAUUUGGUCCGAGCGUUUGAGAUGGAUCGGCUCACCUCAGAAGAUACCGUGCAAGUCCAGUACCCUUUGUGGCGUACAGGCUUCUACCCGCUGGCAGUGCUCUUCGAGUGCUGGAGUCGCAGCACAGGCAUCCCUGCGGUGUUCUACACCGACGCGUUUGCCAGCCUAGCUGGCAGCGUGCUGCACAAGGAAAUCGGCGCUGACAUCGCUGGCUUCACCACGCGUAGCAGGUACUGGUGUUGUGGUACUGCGCAGCCUGGAGGUGGAAAAACGCCUGCGCUUGAACCGAUGCUGCGCAUGCUGCGCGCUUGCAUGAACAAGUUACCUCACUUCGCGCCUGGCAGCCCAGCAGAUGCGUUCCACAUGGUGGAGCCGAUGACGCACGCGGCGGCCAUCGCGAAGUUUCGCGACACAGAUGGGUACGGGCUCAUCGCUGCUGGUGAAGGCGGGCCCAUGUUGUGUCCUGCGUGGCCUAGCAAUGGCACGUGGACGCAAAACACGCACAUCAACCUCCAGCGCUUGCUGAACGCCGCUCAAGGCGGAGGCGUGACGUGGGAAACCGUCUUCGAUCGAAAAGAUCGCAAAGCGGCGAGCGUGGAAGCCAUUGGAGGUGCGGACAAGGCCGGCCAAUGCGAGUGUACCAAUGUGACGCUCGCACUUUUCCAACAGCUGUCUGUUUUUCGCAACUGGUGGGCGCAAGGCGAGCUCAAAUCCAGCAUCGGCCUCGCGCAGCGCUUCGUCUUUUCCUUCGGGGCAGUUCGGCAACCUGGCAAGCCGCAAUGGCAGCAGUUCGAAGACACUGUCGUUCGGCCAAUUCUCGAAGGCAUUUUCAGCGUGUUGCUUCAACAUCUGGGCCCCAAGACCGCCUUGCACGAAGCAUCUGCGCAGAGAACAUGGCGCUUGAUGGGAAACCUCCGAGACGAGGUGCAUCAGUACCGUCUCGCUGCUUUCGACUGCAACAAGUCUACGCACUUUGGUGAGGUCUUCGCAAGCGGCUUGAACAAAAGUGUGUACUGGGUAGCCACGGCGACCUUAUGCUGCAUUCUACAGGAGGCUUGGCCAUCCGUGGUACGCGCUCGGCAGGAGCUCGUGAGGUGGACUGGCGCAAUAUCAGUGUCUUCUUUGAAGCAGGCCAUGAUUUUUUUUCAGGAACGGUACCUUUUCGGCCUGGCGACCUUGGACGUGGAAACGCGACGGCUGCAGAAUAAGAAAUCGCCUAGCUUUCCAGAAAGUCAGAAUCAGGCGGGCGCGUAG
Messenger RNA from Symbiodinium natans, 3849 nucleotides. The record is from the annotation of a GenBank genome assembly. NCBI's taxonomy places the organism in Eukaryota, Dinophyceae, Suessiales, Symbiodiniaceae.